AUGUCCGCUACAAAGUGGGAUGAAGACCAUGACGCAGCUCCAUUCUUAGUCCGUCUUUUUCAUAAGACCGGCAGCUUUCCCAGGCCAGAGGAAUUUGCAUCAUCUUCACUACCGCCAUAUGUUUCCAUCUACACUUGGUCAACCUGCACACUCAAUGAGCUGGCCCUUGAGCUGGCAGCGGCAAAACCUAAUGCGUUGCCAAAUCCAGCUGUCGGCACCAGACUCUCAUUUCAGCUUGUCUGUCCAGAUUUACGCGGCACAAAUGCUGCUAGCGCUACGCAACCAAAGUUUGCCGUCAAAGAGCUGGGAAGCAUCGUCAUUGGCGAGGGCUACCCCGGCGCAGAGGACGCUGAGGACGCUGGGCCUGAUACCCUGAUGAGGGACGACUUUGGGAAGGACAAGACGUUGGCUGACUGGAGAUUUGUCGUUGGAGACUACAUAUCAUGCGCGAUCCUUCCUCCGCGGGGAGAUGGGGCUGUGGUACCGCCAGGGACUGGCAGAAGAGGGUCGGUAUCUGGGGGGCGAGAUGGGCGCAGCGGUGGAUUCAGAGGUGGAUUUCAUGGCCGAGAGGGCAAUUUUGGCCGCAGCAACGGUCGUUUAAACCGGCCAGGCUGGAGAGAUACUAACAGGCUUCCAUCAGGCGAAUGGAGAAGAGGAGAACAGCUACCAGAGGGGCCGCCUGGGGGGCCAAGGGGCAGGGGCCGCUGGUAG
Messenger RNA from Trichoderma atroviride IMI 206040, 711 nucleotides. RefSeq lists its product as uncharacterized. The record is from RefSeq and is a predicted model, not a curated record. Gene Ontology annotation, molecular function: transcription factor binding. NCBI's taxonomy places the organism in Eukaryota, Fungi, Ascomycota, Sordariomycetes, Hypocreales, Hypocreaceae. Gene Ontology annotation, cellular component: nucleus.